This is a messenger RNA of Scomber japonicus (chub mackerel), 5640 nucleotides long. It is a transcript of the gene col14a1a, whose product is annotated as collagen, type XIV, alpha 1a. Gene Ontology annotation, cellular component: interstitial matrix. The coding region runs from base 1 to 5640 and encodes 1879 amino acids. Gene Ontology annotation, molecular function: protein binding. The transcript is spliced from 49 exons. NCBI's taxonomy places the organism in Eukaryota, Metazoa, Chordata, Actinopteri, Scombriformes, Scombridae. The record is from RefSeq and is a predicted model, not a curated record.
AUGGUAGAUCAGAGGAUGAAGGAAGAUGAGAAGAGAGAAGCUGUCAGAGAGCAGGACGACAAGACAAAACACGAGAUGAGUCAGGAGAUUACUCAAAUUCCAGCUGCGAGGAGGCUUCGUUUCAAAGAGCUGAGUGCAAGCAAACUCCUUGUUUCAUGGAAGGAGCCUAAAGGAGACUUUGACAGCUAUCUGUUCCUCUACAACAGCAUACCAGGUGGUCAUCAGAAGGAGAUCAUAGUAUCUAAAUCUGACAGCAAGGUGUUGAUAACAGACUACAAUCCCCUUAAAGACUACAUCGUCAGUGUCAUUGCUGUCAGCGGGAGCGAGCAGAGUAGACCACUAAAGGGCAGACAUAAAGCUCAAAGAGGUGAGAGUGAUGGAAGAGACAAGACUGAACCCCAGAGGCUGACUGAUUCAGUUGUACAUCCUGAGGAUGCCAACGAGAUCUCCGGAGUUGAUCAGUUUGUUUGCCACACUGAGGCUAUAGCAGACAUCGUGAUCCUAGUGGACGGCUCCUGGAGUAUCGGUCGGCUCAACUUUCGGCUGGUCCGCAUGUUCCUGGAAAACCUGGUUAAUGCCUUUGAUGUUGGUUUUGAUAAAACAAGAAUAGGUCUCGCUCAGUACAGUGGUGAUCCCCGGAUAGAGUGGCAUCUAAAUGCUUUUACUACGAAAGAUGCUGUCAUCGAUGCUGUCAAGAACCUUCCUUACAAAGGAGGAAACACUCUCACAGGCCUCGCAUUGACCUAUAUCCUGGAGAACUGUUUCAAGCCUGAGUCUGGCGCACGGGUUGGUGUACCAAAGAUUGGGAUCCUCAUUACAGAUGGCAAGUCUCAGGAUGAUGUUAUACCCCCUGCAGAGAGCCUACGAAAUGCCGGUGUCGAGCUGUUUGCCAUUGGUGUAAAGAAUGCUGAUGAGAAUGAGCUGCGCUCCAUCGCCUCAGAUCCACAAAACACUCAUGUCUAUAAUGUGGCCGACUUCAACAUCAUGAGCUCCAUCGUCGAGGGACUGACCAAAACAGUGUGUGAACAAGUGGAGCUGCAAGACAAGGACAUCAAGCAGAAGCAGACACCGGAGAUGAUAGGGGCGCCUGGUGAUCUGCUGACAUCAGAGGUUACGGCCCGGAGCUUUCGGGUUACGUGGAGCCACGCCCCAGGAAAUGUAGAGAAAUACAGAGUGGUUUAUUAUCCUUCGCAGGGAGGACAACCACAGGAGGCUGUCGUAGACGGCAGUGAGACUUCAGUGGUGCUGCAGCAUCUCAGCUCUCUCACUGAAUACCAGCUGGCUGUGUUUGCUGUGUAUGCAAACGAGGCAAGUGAAGCUCUGAGAGGAUCAGAAACAACCCUGGUUCUUCCUACAGUGACGGGCCUCAAGCUGUUGGAUGUGACUCACAGCACCAUAAAAGCAAGAUGGAACAGUGUGAACGGAGUAUCUGGCUACAUGUUGCUGUAUGCACCUCUAAUAGAUGACGGAGACUUGGAUGAGAAAGAGGUGAAGGUAUCAGAUGCUGUGACAGAGCUGGAGCUGGAUGGACUGACCCCUAACACUGACUACACUGUUACUGUUUAUGCAAUGUAUGGAGAUGAGGCCAGUGACCCCAUUACAAGCCAGGAAACUACAUUACCACUAAGCCCUCCCAGCAACCUUCAGUUCUCUGACAUCACACACAACUCCGCCCACAUCAGCUGGGACCCCGUGCCCAGAGGAGUUAAAGGUUAUCGCAUCAUGUGGAUCAAGACAGAUGAACUACUCACAGAGGAGGUAGAGGUGGGUCCAGUGAACUCUUAUGAUCUCAGUGAACUGACAUCGUUGAUGGAGUACUCAGUGGCCAUCUCUGCUCUGUAUGACAAUGGCCAAUCGGAGCCACUCACUGAUGGAUUCACUACCACUCCAGUACCUGGUCCUCUGAAUCUCCGCUCCAGUGAUGUCAGUACGGACAGCUUCCAGGUCAGCUGGGAUCACUCAGCUAAUGACAUCAUUCUCUAUAGACUCUCCUGGGCACCGUUCACAGGCGGCGACACAAAGGAGGUGGUCUUGAGUGGAAGUGAUAAUAGAUACAUCCUGAGUGCACUGAGUCCCUCCACUGAGUAUGAAGUUAUGUUGACAGCCGUAUUCAAAGACGAAUCAGAGAGUGACACCAUCUCUGUCAUCGAAACCACAUUGGCCAAGAUGACAACGAUUGCUACCACAACCACAGUGGCACGUCAGGCAGUGAGAAACCUUCAGCUGAGUGAUGAGACCACCCAGAGUUUAGAGGCAUCAUGGGAACUGGAAGACCCUAACGUGAAGCUCUACAGGGUGUCCUAUGCCGGCUUCAAGGGCGAUCACAAAGAGGAGUCUGUGUUAGUUCCUGGCGGUCAGAGGAGAGCAGUGAUCCAGCCUUUACUAUCAGACACCCAGUACAAAGUGACAGUCACACCGGUUUACACUGACGGACAAGAUGGCAUCAGUGUUUCUGCCCUGGGCGCCACAUUGCCCCUCUUGUCUCCUGGAAACAUACGUGUGUCAGAAGAGUGGUACAGCCGCUUCAGGGUCACCUGGGAUCCUCCUCAGUAUCCUGUUUUGGGUUACAGGAUCGUCUACCAACCCGUCUAUGUUCCGGGGCCAGUUUUGGAGACAACAGUAGGCGAGGAUUUGAACUCCAUCGUCCUCCUUAAUCUACUAAGUGGGAUCGAGUACAGUGUCCAAGUAUCAGCUUCCUACCCUGCAGGACAAAGUGAACCACUGCUACAGAAUGCUAAGACAUUGUUCCUGGGUGUCUCUGGCUUGUCAACCUACCAGGUGCGUCCCAACAGCAUGUGUGUCCAGUGGAAGCCUCUCCCACAUGCUACAUUAUACAGAGUCUCCAUACAGUCUACACUCAAUGGCCAGAAGCAGGAAGUGAGCCUGGGAGGCGGGGCUUCCCGACAAUGCUUCUAUGACCUCACUCCCAGCAGCCAAUACCAGAGCAGCGUUCAAACCCAUAUGCAGGAAAUGGAGGGCCCUCCUGUCUCCAUCACCGACAUGACACUGCCAGCACCCACUCAGGCUCCGACUGAACCCCCUGUCACAGAGCCCCCUCCCACCGUCCCACCUGCUAAAGAAGUGUGUAAGGAGGCAAAGGCUGACCUGGCAUUCCUGGUCGAUGGUUCUUGGUCCAUCGGAGACGAUAACUUCAUGAAGAUUACACGUUUCCUCUACAGCACCAUGGGAUCACUGGAUCUGAUUGGACCAGAUGGCACCCAGGUGGCCAUUGCUCAGUUCAGUGAUGAUGCCCGGACAGAAUUCCAGCUGAGUUCCCAUGGCAACAAGGAAGCGCUGCUGGAGGCUAUUCAGAAGAUCAGAUAUAAAGGAGGAAACACUAAGACAGGUCGAGCCAUCAAACAUGUGAAAGAAUCCAUUUUCACGUCAGAGGCCGGAGCCAGACGUGGAGUCCCGAAGGUCCUGGUUGUCCUCACUGACGGCCGCUCACAAGAUGACGUCAACAAAGUCUCCAAGGAAAUGCAGAUGGAUGGCUAUAUAAUCUUUGCAAUUGGAUUUGCGGACGCGGAUUAUGGGGAACUGGUGAAUAUAGCCAGUAAACCCAGUGAUAGACAUGUCUUCUUUGUGGACGAUUUGGAUGCUGUGAAGAAAAUAGAAGAACAACUCAUUACCUUUGUGUGCGAGGCUGCCACUGCCACUUGUCCAUCUGUUUUGAUGAGUGGUAACACAAUGGCAGGCUUCCGUAUGAUGGAGAAGUUUGGCCUGGUGGAAAAGGAGUACAGCACCAUACCUGGAGUUUCUCUGGAGCCAGGCUCAUUCAACAGUUACCCUUGUUACAGGUUACACCAUAACGCACUGGUGUCACAGCCCACCAAGUAUCUUCAUCCUGAAGGUUUACCCUCCGACUAUACCAUUUCUAUGAUGCUCCGCCUCCUUCCUGAGACUCCACAGGAGCCCUUUGCAUUGUGGGAAAUCCUCAAUAAGGACAAUGAACCAUUGGUGGGAAUAAUCCUGGAUAACUCUGGAAAGACCUUAACGUUCUUCAACUACAACUACAAAGGAGAUUUUCAGACAGUCACCUUUGAAGGAAAUGAAAUCAAGAAAAUCUUCCAUGGCAGUUUCCACAAGCUCCAUGUGACCAUCAGCAAGACAGCUGUGAAGGUGGUGUUAGACUGCUCCGUCGUCGGGGAGAAAGCUAUCAGUGCAGCUGGUAACAUCACCACAGAUGGUGUGGAGAUCCUGGGACGGAUGGUCCGGUCCAGAGGCCAACGGGACAACUCUGCUCCAUUUCAGCUCCAGAUGUUUGAUAUCAUCUGCAGCACAUCCUGGGCCAGCAGAGAUAAGUGUUGUGAACUGCCAGCACUGAGAGUUGAAGAGCAGUGCCCUUCUUUGCCUCAUGCCUGUACCUGUUCCCAGGACAGCAAGGGACCUGCAGGACCACCCGGACCUCCUGGCGGUCCAGGCAUAAGGGGAGCCAGAGGAGACAGAGGAGAGCCAGGAGUGACGGGACCUCAAGGGCCAAUGGGAGAGAUUGGCUCUGCUGGACCCCCGGGACCACCUGGUCCUCAGGGACCCAGCGGGCUCUCUAUUCAGGGCCCUCCGGGUGCUGCUGGGGAAAAGGGAGAGAGAGGAGAGAUAGGUCCAGCUGGACAGAUGGGUGUUCCUGGAAGUUCGGGCUCCCCUGGCAGAGAUGGCCCCCCAGGAGCAAGGGGUCUGCCGGGUAAUAGUGGACCACAGGGACGACAGGGACCUCCUGGACCCAUUGGAUCCCCGGGAGCACCUGGAGCUUCAGGAUCAGGUGGGCCAUCGGGGGCUCCAGGGGAUCAAGGAAUUCCAGGUCCUGCUGGUACCAAAGGAGAUAAGGGAGAAAGAGGUGAUGUGCAGUCCCAAGCUGCAGUGCGUGCAAUUGCACGGCAAGUAUGUGAACAGCUCAUCCAGAGCCACUUGUCUCGCUAUAACUCCAUCCUGAACCAGAUCCCCGUCCAGUCUGCAGUGUCAGUCCGAACAGUACCUGGACCGCCAGGAGAGCCGGGCCGAAGAGGUCUCCCGGGACCUCAAGGCGAGCAAGGUCCUGCAGGCAGACCAGGUUUCCCUGGUACCAACGGCCAGAACGGACGACCAGGAGAGAGAGGUCUGUCAGGAGAGAAGGGGGAGAGGGGGACUCCAGGUGUUGGGAAUCAGGGACCUCGAGGACCACCCGGACCUCCAGGCUCACCAGGUGAAGGACGGACAGGCAGUCAGGGCCCUAGUGGUCGGCCUGGUAACCCAGGGUCACCAGGAAGACCGGGGAAUCCGGGUACCACUGGACCAACCGGCCCACCAGGAUACUGUGACCAGAACUCAUGUCUGGGAUACAAUGUUGGAGUCCAACCGCUGCCUCAUGGCGGCUACCAGCCCUACAAUCCGCCCUACAACCAGCCGUACAACCCUGCUGCAGAGGAGGAAGAGGAGGACCAGGAGAACCCCUAUUAUCGCAGAUACCCCUCUCAGUACUACCCCCAACGGCCCUCCCCGCUGGCUCACGGUCGCCACGGUUACCGCUCGAGCCCCACCCACUCUGAGGACGUGGAGCUGAGGUCGCCGGGCGUCGUCAGGAGGUUUUCGCGUGAUGUCGUCGUUAUAGAGGAGAGCAAGGAGGCAGGACUUAAGAGGAUGAAGGAUGGACUCACCUCAAGUGCUUGA